CGCUCGUGCGACUUCCGCGAGGACGAUUCGGUGCACGCAUACCACCGCGCCACCAACGCCGACUACCGCGGCAGCGGCUUCGACCGCGGCCACCUCGCCGCGGCCGCCAACCACCGCUGGAGCCAGAAGGCCAUGGACGACACCUUCUACCUGAGCAACGUCGCGCCCCAGGUGCCCCACCUCAACCAGAAUGCCUGGAACAACCUGGAGAAGUACAGCCGCAGCUUGACCCGCACCUACCAAAAUGUCUAUGUCUGCACAGGGCCACUCUUCCUGCCCAGGAUGGAGGCUGAUGGAAAGUACUAUGUGAAGUACCAGGUCAUCGGCAAGAACCAUGUGGCGGUGCCCACGCACUUCUUCAAGGUGCUGAUCCUGGAGGCCACGGGCGGGCAAAUUGAGCUCCGUUCCUACGUGAUGCCCAACACACCGGUGGAGGAGACAGUCCCCCUAGAGCGCUUCCUGGUGCCCAUUGAGAGCAUUGAGCGUGCUGCGGGGCUGCUCUUCGUGCCAAACAUCCUGGUGCGGGGGGGCAGCCUCAAGGCCAUCACUGUGGGCAGCAAGUGAGGGCAGCAGCCCCGCCAGACUGAGUGCGUGUGGGUCUGGGUCACAUUAAAGGUGAUUGGUUAUUUUUGGA
Galeopterus variegatus (Sunda flying lemur) is the source of this 634-nucleotide messenger RNA. It is a transcript of the gene ENDOG, whose product is annotated as endonuclease G. Gene Ontology annotation, cellular component: nucleus; mitochondrial inner membrane. Gene Ontology annotation, biological process: apoptotic DNA fragmentation. NCBI's taxonomy places the organism in Eukaryota, Metazoa, Chordata, Mammalia, Dermoptera, Cynocephalidae. The record is from RefSeq and is a predicted model, not a curated record. The transcript has 3 exons. Gene Ontology annotation, molecular function: RNA endonuclease activity; nucleic acid binding; metal ion binding. The annotation marks the transcript as partial.